AUGGGCAAGGCCCGGUUAGCUCCAAUCAGAGAAAUUUCCAUUCCAAGACUUGAGUUGACUGCAGCAGUCAUCUCUGUGAAACUCAGCCAUGCUAUCCAUGAUGAAUUGGAUCUGACCGUGAACAAAGUCAUUUACUGGACAGAUUCCAACUCUGUUUUGAAGUGUAUAAACAAUGAAACCAAGAGAUUUCACACCUUCGAGUCCAACCGCCUGACGAUUAUACACGAUGGUUCUGCUCCCCAAGAAUGGCGAUAUGUCAACAGAGACGAGAACCCGGCAGAUGAUGGAUCAAAGGGUCUAAAGCUAGACGUUCUGAUCAAGAACAACCGAUGGCUGACAGGUCCUAAGUUUUUGUGGAAAGGGGGAGAAUACUGGCCAAAGAUGAUUGAGGUCCCUUGCCUCAAGGAUGAAGAUCCAGAAGUCAGAAAGGAGAAUAAAGUUUAUGUGACAGCGGUCAGUUGUGAUGUCGUGGAGAAGCUUAUUCUGUACUAUUCAUCCUGGUGGAAGCUCAAGGUAGCAAUUGCCUGGUUGCUGCGCUAUAAACAGUAUCUUAUGAACAAGUUUCUACAACUCAGAGAAGGUUGCCCAACCACACAUGAUUCAGCGGAAGGAAGGAAUUACCUCAAACUUGACGAGCUUCGCGAGGCAGAGCAUGAAAUCAUGCGCUAUGUUCAACACAAAGAGUUCCCUGAUGUAACAGCUCUCCAGCCAGGAGCGGAUGAAAGGUCAGUAAAGAGGCUAAUGAAAAAGAUGGGAGCUUCAAUAAGCAAGUUGAAUCCUCAAGUUCAAGAUGGAGUGCUGAGAGUAGGAGGCAGUAUUGGACGUGCGCCUUUGUCUUACGAGUUGAAACACCCAGUUAUUUUGCCCUACAAGCAUCACAUCACAGAUUUAAUAAUCAGAGAUCAUCACCUCAAAGUGGGACACAUGGGCCAAAAGUCAGUUCUGUCGUCGUUGAGACAGAAGUAUUGGAUUUUGAAGGGCAGAUCUGCAGUGCGCCGGGUGCUAAGCAAGUGCCUUGACUGUCAGAAGAGAAGUGCAAAACCAGCAGAGCAGUUCAUGGCAGAACUCCCAGCAGAUCACGUGACUCCAAGUGAACCACCCUUUUUAUAUGUUGGAAUCGAUUGUUUUGGCCCAAUCGAAGUGAAACAGGGAAGAUCACACGUCAAGAGGUACGGCUGCCUCUUUACAUGUUUAACUGUACGUGCAGUACACGUCGAGAUUUUGCACUCGCUGAGUGCCGAUUCUAUGAUAAACGCCUUGAGAAGGUUUAUUAGCAUGCGAGGUUGCCCCAAGGAGAUUCGAAGUGACAACGGAACAAAUUUCACAAAGGCUGACAAAGAGUUGAGAGAAGCUGUACAACUCUGGAACAACCAAAGCAUCAGUAAUUUCUGUGCUCAGAAAGAAAUCAAGUGGACAUUCAAUCCACCAGACACAAGCCAUAUGGGGGGACCAUGGGAGAGGAUGAUUCAAACUACUAAGCGAGUGUUGAAGGCUUUGUUGAAGGAACAGUUGGUGACAGAUGAAGUCCUUUCUACUGUCAUGGCAGAAGCUGUCAACAUUGUCAACAGCCGUCCCUUAACACGCAACAGCGACAGUUCCUUAGAUGAUCAGCCAAUUACCCCCAACCAAUUGUUGCAUUUGCGCCCAACGCCCAGUUUACCGCCAGGUGUGUUUGACAAAGGAGAUCUUCACUGCAAGCGUGCAUGGAGACAAGCUCAGUAUUUGGCUGGUGUGUUCCGGCGGAGAUGGUCCAGCGAGUACUUGCCAACCCUUAUGGAGAGACAGAAAUGGAAGAUGCCUAAGCCAAACAUCAAAGAAGGGGACUUGGUCCUAUUGGCAGAUGAAAGUUACCCUCGUGGCCAGUGGCCGAUCGCACGUGUGGAGGAAGUUGUUGUCAGCAGAGACGGGUAUGUGCGUACCGUUCGAGUGAAGACUGCCUGUACAGUGGCAACUCGUGCUAAGAGAAGACGCCGCAGAGAGCUGAAGACUAGCAGUGUGAUAGUCACUCGGCCAAUCACAAGUUUAUGUCCUUUAGAGAUGGACUGA
This is a messenger RNA of Pocillopora verrucosa, 2046 nucleotides long. RefSeq lists its product as uncharacterized. Lineage: Eukaryota; Metazoa; Cnidaria; Anthozoa; Scleractinia; Pocilloporidae. The record is from RefSeq and is a predicted model, not a curated record. Gene Ontology annotation, biological process: DNA integration. Gene Ontology annotation, molecular function: nucleic acid binding.